Messenger RNA from Linum tenue, 597 nucleotides. NCBI's taxonomy places the organism in Eukaryota, Viridiplantae, Streptophyta, Magnoliopsida, Malpighiales, Linaceae. The record is from the annotation of a GenBank genome assembly.
CUCUACCUCUUGCAACUACAAUCUGCGAAAUGAUAUUUUUAUAUAUGAGUUAUUGCGAUCAAUUGGGAGGAGAGUGAAAGAAAUCAAUUGUGAGAAAUUGUGAACGGCAUGGAGAGGAAGAGGAAAAAACAUAUUGGGGAGAUACCAUGGAUUAGAGAGAUUUUGACUUCAAAACCACUCAAGUCAUAAGAACGAUGCAAUGGUGAAUAUCUCAAGCACAAGGGGCAAUAGGAAGAAAUGGUUGUUGGCGGGAACUGCAUUGUUUUUGCGCCUGGCUUCGCAAUCGAGACCGUGGUUGCCUUCCUUGAAAGUAUUGGCAAAGAGACCUGCAGGGUACUUGCCAUAGAGGUUUAUGUAACUGAACAUGGUUUGCGCACAGUUCGUGCUGGCAUCGUUGAUCUCGUUGGUAUAAGGGCAAGCAAACAGCUUCAGUGCAUUACAACAUUGGUCUUUCGGGUACAAUGGCCCUUUGCAUUGCGUCGUCAAGAUAGUGUAGUCCAUAUCUUGAAAGCUCACAUUGCAGGCUGCACCAAUUCAAAUUAUCAUGUUCCUCUUUUAUCAAAAUUGUUAUUGAUUUUCACAAGUAAAAGUAUUGUG